AUGAUUUUUAAAACAUUGGAUGCUGGUAUUGAAUUCUACACUCGUUAUGCUGCGAAAGUCGGGUUUGACACGAGGUUUAGUUCUGUCGUUACAGCACGUGACAGGACAAAAACUCAAAAGCUAAUCCUUUGCAAUAGAGAAGGAUUUAAGAAUACAGGAUCUCAACAUUGUCAGUCGCAGUCAAAUGCAGAUGCAGGGGAAGGUCCUUCCCGUCCAAAGCGGCGAAGGGUUUCAAACAGAACUGGUUGCAGAGCUAGGAUUAUGUUUAAGUACAUUGGAGCAGCUGGGUACCAAGUUACCACUUUUAUUGAAAAACAUAAUCACAACAUGUCUUCGGUUCUAGCAAGGCAGUUUCUAAAGGGAAAUAGAAACAUCUCCAGUGUUCACCAGAAGUUUAUACUCGACUGCGCUAAAGCAAAUAUUGGAGCAUCAAAAUCACACGGUUUAUACAGUCAUAUUGUGGGGGAUUACUCUGAAGUUGGAGCAACUGUUGUGGACUUUAAAAAUGUCAGAAGGGAUCUCAGAGCAUACAUAUUGGGAGCUGAUGCACAAAUACUGGUUGAUGAAGAUGAGCAGAUGAGCAGACUGUUUUGGGCAGAUCCAAUGUCAAAAAAGAAUUUUGCUGCAUUUGGAGAUGUUGUCUCUUUCGAUGCCACAUACUCAACAAACAGGUACGAUCUGGCAAUGGGUAUGGAACCAAGAAUAAUUGUCACCGAUCAAGAUCCAGCUAUGAAAGUGGCGAUUCCAACAGUUUUCAAGCAAGCCAGGCAUCGUUAUUGCAUGUGGCACAUCAUGUGUAAAGUUGGGGAAAAGGUGGGUCCUACGCUGAACAAGGAUGAGGAAUUCAGGAACAAACUGAACUCAAUCGUUUGGACGUCAUCUUUGGAACCUCCUGAUUUUGAGAAGCAGUGGAGAGAGCUGAUGGAAAAGUACAACUUAGUCGAACACAAUUGGUUUAAAACUAUGUUUGAGGCUAGAAAGCAUUGGAUCCCAGCGUAUUUUAGAGAUGUCUUUAUGGGAGGACUACUCAGGACAACUUCUCGUUCCGAAAGUGAGAACUACACGUACAACCGUUUUACUGGUCCCCAAUCAAGCCUAGUUGAAUUCAUGAUGAACUUUGACAGUGCUCUUAGAUCACAACGUAACACAAACGCAAAGCUCAACAGUGACAACGAAGGCUACAAUCCGGAUAUGAAAACGCCUCUGGGAAUUGAAAAGCACGCUUCAAUCGUCUACACCAUUACUGUUUUCUAUCAAGUUCAGGAAGAAAUAUGUGCCUCCUGUUUCAAAUGUAUGGUGUUGAGUGUUAGAGAAGACGGUGGAAUGUGGCACUAUGAUAUUAUGGAAGGAAAGAACAAAAGAUUUACUGUGGUGCCCAAUGUAAAUGACCAUGAGGCCAAAUGCAGUUGCAAGAUGUUUGAGAUGGUUGGACUGUUGUGUCGACACAUAUUUGUGGUCUUUAGAGACCUUGAAAGGAUCCCUCUGAAGUAUGUGGUUAAUCGGUGGACUAAGGAUGCAUCUUUAAAAGCUACGUUUGAAAUAGAUGGUGUGAUUUACGAUCAGAAUGGACCAAAGGAUGAAAAGAAGAUGUUGCUGAACAAAGUGUGGUUUGAUAUACACUGUUGUAUGGAUCUGGCAGGAUCAAACAUGGAGCAAUUGACUGCAUUUUCCCAAGUGAUUGAUGAACAGAAAUAG
Ipomoea nil (Japanese morning glory) is the source of this 1695-nucleotide messenger RNA. RefSeq names its product protein FAR1-RELATED SEQUENCE 5-like. Gene Ontology annotation, biological process: regulation of DNA-templated transcription. The transcript is spliced from 4 exons. The record is from RefSeq and is a predicted model, not a curated record. Gene Ontology annotation, molecular function: zinc ion binding. Lineage: Eukaryota; Viridiplantae; Streptophyta; Magnoliopsida; Solanales; Convolvulaceae. The coding region runs from base 1 to 1695 and encodes 564 amino acids.